Emericellopsis atlantica is the source of this 1818-nucleotide messenger RNA. Its product is annotated as tryptophan synthase beta subunit-like PLP-dependent enzyme. The transcript is spliced from 4 exons. Gene Ontology annotation, biological process: L-threonine catabolic process. NCBI's taxonomy places the organism in Eukaryota, Fungi, Ascomycota, Sordariomycetes, Hypocreales, Bionectriaceae. The record is from RefSeq and is a predicted model, not a curated record. Gene Ontology annotation, molecular function: threonine deaminase activity; pyridoxal phosphate binding. The coding region runs from base 1 to 1818 and encodes 605 amino acids.
AUGCCUUCGCUUGACAUUUUCAACGAGCACCCGAUAGCCCCGACCAAUGGCGUCAGCGGUAUCGGACCGGUCGACGACCCUCACGGCGUGACGGAGAUGAACAACAAGGCCAGGUCACGAGCCAAUGGCUCGCGGCGCCCACACACGCCAACCAACACCAUGGCCUUGACCGACUACAGCGUCAACCCAUCCACGCCCUCGGACGAGAAGCGCCAGAGCAUCAAGGAGAUUGUCCCCGAGGACUACCUGCUGCCCAACGGGCAUCCAGAUUACCUUCGCCUCAUUGCCAGCGCAACCUCCCGCGUCUACGAAGCAUGCAAGCAGACCGACCUGACUCACGCCAUCAACCUCAGCAACCGCCUCGAAUGCCAAGUCCUCCUCAAGCGCGAAGACCAGCAGCCAGUGUUCAGCUUCAAAUUGCGCGGCGCGUACAAUAAAAUGGCACAUUUGGACCCCAAGAAGAGCUGGCGGGGCGUCGUCUGCUCGUCAGCGGGCAACCACGCCCAGGGCGUAGCCUACUCCGCUCGCAAGCUCAGAAUCCCCGCGACCAUCAUCAUGCCCGAGGCGACGCCUGCCAUCAAACACUUGAACGUAUCGAGACUUGGUGGGCACGUCGUGUUGCAUGGGCAAGAUUUUGACGCAGCCAAGGAGGAGUGCGCGAGGCGGGUGAAGGAGGGUGGCCUGAUCAACAUCCCGCCCUUUGACGAUCCGUAUGUCAUUGCUGGACAAGGCACUAUCGGAAACGAGCUUUUUGGUCAAACAAACAUGGCCAAGGUCGAUGCUAUUUUCUGCUGUGCAGGAGGCGGUGGCUUGAUAGCCGGUAUCGGACUCUACGUGAAGAGAAUGGCGCCUCACGUCAAAAUUAUCGCAGUGGAAGCUUCAGAGGCCAAUGCCUUGGCGCAGUCCAUGAAGGCUGGACACCGUGUGGUGUUGAAGAGCGUUGGACUCUUCGCCGAUGGCGCAGCCGUCAAGACAUUGGGCGAGGAGACGUUCCGCAUCUGCAAAGAGGUCGUCGACGAGGUUGUCGAGGUCUCGACGGAUGAGAUCUGCGCCGCCAUCAAAGACAUGUACGACGACACACGGUGCAGCUUGGAGCCGGCCGGCGCCCUGUCCAUUGCUGGCCUGAAGAAGUACAUGCACACGCACCCGGCCAGCGACCCCAAGAGGCAGAUGAUUGCAGUCACGUCCGGCGCAAACAUGGACUUUGACCGUCUACGUUUCGUCGCCGAGCGUGCUUCUGUUGGCAGCGGCAAGGAGGCUCUGCUUCAUGUCCGCAUCCCCGAACGACCGCAAGCGUUCGCAGAGCUGGUCGACACCAUCAUGGGCAGCCCGGUCACCGAGUUCUCCUACCGAUAUGCGACAGAAGACAUUGCCAAUGUUAUCUUUGGUCUAUCGCUGGUGAGUCCCCCCAACGAGCGGGUGAAGGAGUUGAAGAACAUACUUGGCCGCAUCCGAGAGGAAGGCUUCAACGUCGAGGACAUAUCGCAGGACGAGCUCGCCAAGAGCCACAUGCGGUAUCUCGUUGGCGGCGUUUCCGGCGUGCAGCACGAGCGCCUGUACAUGUUCAACUUCCCGGAGCGGCCGCGUGCCCUGGAGAAGUUCCUGACGGUGUUGAGGCCCCGCUUCAACAUUUCACUCUUCCAUUAUCGGAACUCGGGCGGUGACAUUGCCAAGAUUCUCACCGGCAUCAUCUGCCCAGACGAGAAUCUCGACGAGCUGGAGGAUUUCCUGAGAGAGAUCGGAUACCCAUACGAGGACUGCACGAACUCGCGGCUCUUCAGGACGUUCUUGCGACAGGAGAAGCUUGUCAACGUUUGA